AUGGGAAAGAAGGCCCUGAGCAGGUUAGGUUGUUUUAUAUUAAACACUUGUGAGAAUUUUUGUAGAGUAUUGUUUGAGGGGCUAACCCCAAGGAUGAGCCUAAAUGAGAUCGUCAAAGAGGCGGUAGGACUACAAAAAAAGAAGGAGGAUGAGAAUACAUGGUCGAAGAUUAAUGAUGUGCUCCUAAAGCUUGCUGCAAAUGUUAAGUGUGCGGAGGAGGCACGAAAGGUACUUGAGAGUGCUGAGGAGCUUAUUAUAAGGUCGAUGCAAAGCGACCGGUCAAGGCUUGCUGGAAGUGCUCUUGGGCUUCUUAAAAGUUGCAUCUGUAUUUUAGGGAGUGAGUUUGAAAUGGCAGGGCAAUAUCUAGGGCCUUUGGCCAAGGUGUGUGGAAAGAGUAGCCGAGUGUUUUACUCUAGGGGAGAGGAGGUACUUAUAGAGCUAUGCAAGAAUGUGAAUAUCAAGGUCUAUGCAAGGUUUUUCAAUGAGUAUUCUAGCUGUGCCAACAAGAAUGUCCGGGUGGCGAUUUUCAAAGGGAUUGAGGCAUGGGCCGAGGGAUCUGAAGGAAUAGAACUGUUUGAAGGGCUUGUGGCAAAGGGAAGAAGGGAUGCAUUUUCCGAUGUCCGGGAUGUGUGUAAAAGAAUGAUGGAGAGGUUUGGACUUGAAGGAGAGAAGAAGGAGAAAGGAUGUACUGGGAAGGUUGAUAGAGAGAACCUAGAGAAUGGAGUGAAGAAGGGGCCUGUUAGAAUGGUCAGAAGGCCUAUCCGUGUAGAGCAUAUCCUGAUGAAUGGAACUGAAGGAAGGGGGGUUGAGAAGAAAGAGCUUGUGCCGAAGUUUUCUCCCAUGCGAAAGCAAACGAGAACAGGAGACGGGGAUUAUGAUAAGAUUAAAGAGCUGUCAAGGCAGGUUGAGGAUAUAGCCUCGGAUAUUAAGCCGAGUGUGAAGUCUGAGAGAGGUACAGGGCAUGGGAGGAUAUCAAGCAAGAUCAAAGAGAUGGUCUGUGGAGGGGGUAGCAAGAGUGGAAUUGUCUAUCCUGGGUGUCUAGGUGAGACUUCAAAAAAGAUAAGUCAUGAGGAUCUUACACCUGUGAGGCUGGAUAAGUAUCUUAAUAAGUAUCGUGAAGAACAUGGAAGUCUUGGGCAUAAGAGGGAAAGCGGAGUCAGUGGGGGGUUUGAGGUUAAGGAUACUGAAGUAGACGAGGAAUGGGAAGUGAAUGAGGUUGAUGAAGAAAAUGAUGAGAUUGCUGGAUGUAUGAAAAGACAUGAACCUAAUGCAAACAAGGAGGAGGAUAGGGAGAAAGAAAAGGUUGUUGUUGAAGAUGAAAGUUUUGUUGGAGAGAUUAGUCAGGACUUGGAUGAUGGAAACGGAACAUGUCCGGAGGUAACAGUAGGAGAGUUGUCGAAAAGCUUGGCAAAUAUUUCGAUUAACGAAGUAGGGAGUCAAUCUCAGGAUUUCUUGAAUGGGCAAAGUUUUCUAUCUUCAUCUUUUGAUAGUCCACGUGAAAAUGUUAAUGAAGAUAAAGAGAUAGAGGAUUCAUUCAAGGAAUACACCAUAAUGGAGUCUAUGAGAGAAGAAAGCUGUGAAGGAUGCGAAGAACAGAAUGAAAAUUCUUCUGAAUCCAAAGCAUGGAUAGAUUCGGGAGGUUCUAUUGAUGAAUCAAGCAUUCCUAUGGAUUCUAAGAUGGAGAAUGAGAAAAAAGGCAAAGCGAGGAAGGAUCACAAGAAAGCCCUUGAGAUGAUAAAAGGAAAUCGCUUUGCAGGAUUUCUUGAGCUGAGUGAAAGUAGUGGAGAGGAAACCGUGUUUUCUAACAAAAGUGAAGGAAAGAAGAAGAUUGAUGUGGGAUACCUGGAAGAAGGUGGAGCCGACUUUACAAUGAUGGAUUCCUUUGUGGAAGUCAAGAAAGGAGUUUUCCGAAAGAGAUAA
This is a messenger RNA of Encephalitozoon romaleae SJ-2008, 1920 nucleotides long. RefSeq lists its product as hypothetical. The transcript has a single exon. Lineage: Eukaryota; Fungi; Microsporidia; Unikaryonidae. Bases 1 to 1920 code for a protein of 639 amino acids. The record is from RefSeq and is a predicted model, not a curated record.